This is a messenger RNA of Xiphophorus hellerii (green swordtail), 1061 nucleotides long. RefSeq names its product FKBP prolyl isomerase 7 (gene fkbp7). Gene Ontology annotation, molecular function: peptidyl-prolyl cis-trans isomerase activity; calcium ion binding. NCBI's taxonomy places the organism in Eukaryota, Metazoa, Chordata, Actinopteri, Cyprinodontiformes, Poeciliidae. The record is from RefSeq and is a predicted model, not a curated record. The coding region runs from base 3 to 677 and encodes 224 amino acids. The transcript is spliced from 4 exons.
GAAUGCAAAGCGGGAUGAUGUGGAGGCUGGUGAGCUGCGCUGUGUUCGUGUUUCUGGGCUGGCAGCUCGGUUCCGUCCGGGCCGGAGCAGCUGGAGCAGCCGAACCGGAGGACCAGGUCCAGAUCCAGGUUCUGUUCAGGCCCGAAGAGUGCAGCAGGAAGAGCAAGAAGGGAGACCUGAUCAACGCUCACUACGAUGGCUUCCUGGAGAAAGAUGGUUCCCAGUUCUACUGCAGCCGGUCGGACAAGCAGGGACACCCGCAGUGGUUCGUCCUGGGCGUGGGACAGGUCAUCAGAGGCCUGGACGUCGGCAUGAUGGACAUGUGCGCCGGGGAGAAGAGGAAGGUGACGGUUCCGGCCGCGCUGGCGUUCGGUCAGACAGGAAAAGGUCCGGUUCCUCCCAACGCCACGGUGGUGUUCGAGGUGGAGGUGCUGUCCGUGUCCAGAGGCCCCCGCAGCAUGGAGGCCUUCGGACAGAUGGACCUGGACCAGGACAAGAGCCUCACCAAGGGGGAGGUGAAGGAAUACCUGAAGCUGGAAUACGAAAAGGGCGGGAAACCACGGGACGAGCCGUUCUACGAGAAAAUCCUGGCCGACAUCUUCUGGAAGAGCGACAAGGACCAAGACGGGCAGAUCAGCGCCAAGGAGUAUAAUAUAUAUGAACGGGAUGAGCUUUAGCGGCUGUGUCUGUGAUUUCUUUAGAAGAGAAGAAACAGGAAGAAGUGAAACCGAAUCAGUUGGUCUGUUUUCAUGAGUUAAACCACUUCUGCUCCCAGAUUACAUCCACACUUCUUCUUCUGGUGUUUUCAAAGUUAAUUUAGUGGCACACAUUUCUAAGUAACUGUGAUUUUUAUCGGUUUGGAUCACGUCCAGAAUCGAUGUCUUUAGAUUAACGGUUCUAGAACUGGAAGGUAGGAACCAAUGUAAGCCUGCUGUAGUACCCGGACUAACCACGAGGCUGCACAGGUCACAUGACUGCCAGGCGGACGAGCCACAGGCAGAACUUUUUAUUUGAAACACUCCUGAGGCUGGAUGUAUGAAAUAAAAACAUGGAACAAAUUA